Messenger RNA from Parathielavia appendiculata, 2454 nucleotides. RefSeq lists its product as uncharacterized. The transcript has a single exon. NCBI's taxonomy places the organism in Eukaryota, Fungi, Ascomycota, Sordariomycetes, Sordariales, Chaetomiaceae. The coding region runs from base 1 to 2454 and encodes 817 amino acids. The record is from RefSeq and is a predicted model, not a curated record.
AUGGCCAAUCCUUCCGCGCCUCGUCAGCCGGCCGCCGGGUCCACUGCUGGACUCCCACGAAGCGUGCGGCCACAGGCGUCGUUCCUGCUUCACACAGAAGACGGGCAUAUCGGCGUGGCGAUCUCGAGACCUACCCCGGCGCCGCAGUGGCCGCUUCCGGGACCUAUCACCACGCCUGCGCCGAUCGUCAGCGAGCAGUUCCAGCCGCCACACGGAACUUCGCCGCCCCAGCGACCACCGAGACCUAGUCGGGUCCCUUCCAUUCUGGAUGCAUCCAAGGUGCAGGACCACACGCCCGUUUUCCAGUAUAGGCCUAGGGAGUCAGCUGGCCAGGAUUCACUGGUAGUGCCCGAGACCCCCUCGGGUGCGUCGCGACCAUCCACAUUGUCGUCCGUUGCCUCGAUUCCCGACUUCCCUCUUCCGACACAAGGUCCAUCCGGGCCACCAAGAAGAAGCGUUGGGCUUGGACCACCACCAUCCGCGAGACGAGGGGCUUCAACCUUCUACUCCAAUGCCUCCUUUGUUUCCCCAAUUCCCGAGGAAAGCCCGCGUUCUCGGUCUCAUACCUCGUUCGCGUCAAGUGCUGCGAUGCCGGAUAACUGGGCUUCACCGUCGUCGCCAGGACCAAGCCCGGACUACCCGGAUCCUAUUUACGGUGAAGCGAUCAUGGAGGAGUCGGCAAUUGGGGAUGACGAUGCGGAAGAGAGCCGCUUAGUACGCAGUGCAAGUAUUGGGAAGAGAGCGAAACCUACGUUGGUGAGCCGACCGUCCUUCCGAGGGCCCGAUACAACGCAACGCGAGCAGCGACCGGGACCGCAGCCUGUUCAGGGGACUUCCCAGGAAGGGGUAUCUUACGUUCAGCAUUCGAGCUCCUCCGGCACGCUUCCGGCUACAGCGAGGCUACCCAUCGGCUUGGCCGUGACACCCGAUACUAUGCUCAACGCCUAUUCCUCGGCGAGUGCGGACGAUCCGUUGACUUCAUCGCAGCAUAGCACAGCGAACUCAACCGAUGCGACUCCCACCUACAGUCGGUUUUCGGCGAUACGGCGGCCGCCGCGGUUGGAUAUUGAGGCCGUGAGGAAGGCUGAGGCCAGGGGGAGCUUGACGAGCCUGCCAGAUCUCAUUAGGCGAGCGACGAGGCUGGCAGCUAGUCUGGAGAAAGGGCGGAGGCCGGCCAGCCGUUUCGACGACCUCGAGGACUCUGGCAGCUCUGGGCUGGAUGCCGAGAAACAUCGGUCCGGUCUGUCGGAUAUGUUGGCCGCAUUUCCUCCACCAGCACACCUGACACCAAACCCGAGUCGCCGCAGCAUUCGGGACAGCAUCCGAGAACAGCUGCAGUCAUGGCCUCUCCCUAUCAAUAUUAAUCGCACUCUCAACACCUCACAAGAAGCUGUCCCAAACAGCGACUCGCAGACUACCGAUUCGAAGCCCCGACGCAGAUGCUGUGGCCUCCCUAUGUGGGCCUUCAUCCUGGUCAUGGUAAUUGCCCUGAUCCUGAUCGUCGCCGCGGUGGUGAUUCCGGUGGAGCUUCUCGUUGUUCGCAAGCAAAACAGGAACCAAGCACAGGAGGACCUUCAACAAUGCCAGCGACAACUCACUUGUGCCAACGGUGGCACGAAUGUGGUUAUUCAGGGGGUGUGCUCCUGCCGAUGUGUAAGCGGAUUCACCGGCCCUGACUGCACCGUAGUUGGCGAAACGGCUUGCACCACAAUUGCCCUGGCCAACAGCGACAGGAAUGUCACCGUGGGGGACGCCAUCCCGCGCCUGAUUCAGCAAGCCCAGACCAACUUCUCCAUUCCUCUCUCCGCCAGCGAGGUCAUUUCGAAAUUCGACAGCGGAAACUUGAGCUGCUCCGCAGAGAACGCGCUGGUAACCUUUGACGGUCGUGCGAUACGGCAGGCCCAAGCGGCCGUCCCAGAGGCCGUCAACGCCGCAAUCGUCGACGGCAUCUUCUACACCACCAUCACUAUCGUAAUCGCGCCGUUCACUACGUUCACAGUCGGCGCCUCCUCCUCCUCGACGUCGACAAGGACAACCUUCAGCACCUCUAGCUUCGCCACAACGAUAUCCGCCGGCGGACAAUCUCCCUCGCUGACCACGUCUCUGACAGCGACGAGCAUGGUCACGAUGACCACGACCAUGUCCUCUGGCACAGGGACGCCGACGACGCCGACGCCGACGUUUGGCGUGACGGAGGACGUGCUCGACUUUGCGCGGGUCGCGGUGCUGUACAUCCUUCAGGAGGACAGCCUGGCGGAUGCCGAGACGGCGCAGAUGGCGCUGCAGAAGCUUUUCAGCUCGGCAACAAGCGGCUCGUCUUCUUCUGGCGGUGUCAGCGGUGUCAGCGUCGAAGCGGCGCGCAACGUGACGGUCGGGGACGGGAGGUCGGUCGACCUGGUCGAUUUCGUGGUCGACAUGGGCGGUUCCCUUGGGAAGGUUGGGAGGGUUUCAUAG